Messenger RNA from Drosophila erecta, 8256 nucleotides. RefSeq names its product protein crumbs (gene crb). Gene Ontology annotation, biological process: heterophilic cell-cell adhesion; establishment or maintenance of epithelial cell apical/basal polarity. The record is from RefSeq and is a predicted model, not a curated record. The transcript has 15 exons. Gene Ontology annotation, molecular function: calcium ion binding. NCBI's taxonomy places the organism in Eukaryota, Metazoa, Arthropoda, Insecta, Diptera, Drosophilidae. Gene Ontology annotation, cellular component: protein-containing complex; plasma membrane. The coding region runs from base 655 to 7539 and encodes 2294 amino acids.
CGAAAACCAAGCCAAGCGAACUGGUCACACUGCACCAUAUAUAAGCCCACGAAACGGAUAUCGGCGAUUCAAACAGUCGAAAAUUUUUCUUGCUGGUCGGACGUGUUUUUUAUUGGUCGCUCGCGCUAGUAACGUUUUUUGCCCCCCGUUUUGGCCAAUGUCUGUGCGCGCGCGUGUGUGUGUGCUGCUUGCAGUUCAAAAGGGCAGCAACAACAACAAGAACAGCGCACUUCUCUUUUAAGCCAAGUCUUCGGCGCUCGCGUGUGUUUGUAUGUGUGUUGGUGUGAUUCAGAAUCGUGGCCUAGGAAGAAAUGGCAAAUUAGUUGGCUGAAAGCGGAAUCUCUGUGCUCAAUAUUCAAAUUCAGGCUAGAAAGUGUCGCGUGCGAAAGUGUGCAAAUAAUACAGCCACCAAAGAGGAGGAAUACAACUUUAAAAAAUAAAAAUAACCUGUUCUAAGCCAAGUGCCGAUUGCUCAUGUGUGUGUGCUUGUGCGUGUGAGUGUUUGCGUGGAGCAGAGAAAAGUAGAAAGAAAAGGGAGAAUGCAAUUACCAACAACAACAAGCUCAAUGAGUAUCGUUUGAAUAGCAAUAUAAUCUAGCCAAACGCAUCCCUUUCCAAUACGAAAACACGACUUGAGCCAACAAAUCAACGAUCAUGGCUAUAAUCGCGAAUGCGUCACUGCCACAACAACACAAGCAGCGGCAAGCAACAACAACAACAACCACAACAACAGUGGCGGCAUCAGUAGAAACAGCAACAACAACAGCAAGAAGUCGAGACCGCACGAAAAGCGCAGCUCAAAUUACGUCGCAUUUGCUCAAGCGCGCCAUUUCAGUUUAUUCGUCGCCUCAAUGGAUACCGCUCUUCAUACUUAUUUACUUAGCAACAGAUGUCGCCUCAGUGGCGGUGCCAACGAAGGAGGCGUACUUUAAUGGCUCCACUUACCUCCGCCUGACCACGCCGAUGCCCAUUUGGGAUCACUCGGCGAUUAGUUUCCGCUCGUGCCGCGGCGGCGAGAUCCUCGCCCAGCAGUACAACAAGAACUCCAUUGUAAUCUCAGUGCUCAAUGACUUUCUGCAAAUCUCACUGGCGGGACCCGCAGUCCAUGGGCCCAACAACCGGCUGGAUGUCAAGCUGCCCUACCAACUGCUGGACAACCGCUGGCAUACCCUGCAGUUCAAGUACGAGUACGGCAAUCUCUACCUGCAUGUGGAUCGCGCGGCAAGCAUAUUUGCCAACUCCACGUACAACAGCCAGUUCCUGACGAACCAGGACAUCGGCUACAAGGACGCCAUCUUGAUCUUGGGAAACUCCUUCUCCGGCUGUCUGCUGGAUGGACCAGGUCUGCAGUUUGUGAACAACUCGACGGUGCAGAACGUGGUCUUUGGCCACUGUCCCUUGACACCAGGUCCCUGCAGCGAUCACGAUCUUUUCACCCGACUGCCGGACAACUUCUGUCUAAAUGACCCUUGUAUGGGCCACGGAACCUGCUCGUCCAGUCCCGAGGGAUACGAGUGUCGGUGCACGGCACGUUACUCGGGAAAGAACUGCCAGAAGGACAAUGGUUCACCGUGUGCCAAGAAUCCCUGCGAGAACGGUGGUUCCUGCCUGGAGAACUCCCGAGGGGAUUACCAGUGCUUCUGUGAUCCCAACCACAGUGGUCAGCACUGCGAGACGGAGGUGAACAUCCACCCACUCUGCCAGACGAACCCGUGCCUGAACAAUGGAGCGUGUGUGGUGAUUGGCGGAAGUGGAGCACUCACCUGCGAGUGUCCCAAAGGAUACGCUGGUGCCAGGUGCGAGGUGGACACGGAUGAGUGCGCUUCACAGCCGUGUCAAAACAACGGGAGCUGCAUCGACCGGAUCAAUGGAUUUAGCUGCGACUGCAGUGGCACCGGCUACACAGGCGCCUUCUGCCAAACGAAUGUGGAUGAGUGCGACAAGAAUCCGUGCCUGAAUGGCGGCAGAUGCUUCGAUACCUACGGAUGGUACACUUGCCAGUGUCUGGACGGUUGGGGCGGUGAGAUUUGUGACCGACCCAUGACAUGCCAGACGCAGCAGUGCUUGAACGGCGGCACCUGCCUGGACAAGCCCAUCGGCUUCCAGUGCCUCUGUCCGCCGGAGUACACUGGUGAACUGUGCCAAAUCGCACCCAGUUGCGCCCAGCAGUGUCCCAUCGACUCGGAGUGCGUAGGCGGCAAGUGCGUGUGUAAGCCAGGCUCAUCGGCUUCCGACUUGGAGCCGCUGACUCCGCUCGAGCUGGACAUUCUCGACGCCACGCUGUGCCCCAGCGAAAAGAAGAAGCGCUACAUAUCGCCCGAGUGGCUCAAACGCAAGCGUUGUGAGCUAAAACUAAGCCCCAUUGGUCACUGCCUGCCAACAACAACCACACCGACACCAGAACAAGAGCCAACAACAACGCCCAGAACCACAGCAAUCCCUAACCCAGCUAUUCCCAACACCCUAACAACAACCAAGAUACCUCCAAUAACAACCAGCCGAACAUCGGUGGGAACGACCACGGCUAGCAGGAAGCCACCACAACAGCCAGUGCAAUCUGCGACCCAACGCUCGGCCUCCCUGAAUGCAUGUCCCCAAGAAAACUGCUUGAACGGUGGCACCUGCCUGGGUUAUAGUGGCAAUUAUUCCUGUAUUUGUGCUAGUGGAUACACAGGUUACAACUGUCAAACGAGCACGGGCGAUGGAGCGGCUGCUUUGGCCCUGACACCCAUCAACUGCAAUGCCACCAAUGGAAAGUGCCUCAAUGGAGGCACUUGCUCCAUGAACGGAACCCACUGCUAUUGCGCCGUCGGCUAUUCGGGAGAUCGUUGCGAGAAGGCCGAGAACUGUUCGCCACUGAACUGCCAGGAACCGAUGGUGUGUGUCCAGAAUCAGUGCCUCUGUCCGGAGAACAAGGUGUGCAACCAGUGCGCCACCCAACCCUGCCAGAAUGGCGGAGAAUGCGUGGACCUACCGAAUGGCGACUACGAGUGCAAGUGCACCCGGGGAUGGACUGGACGGACCUGUGGCAACGACGUGGACGAGUGCACCCUGCAUCCGAAGAUCUGCGGCAAUGGCAUUUGCAAGAACGAGAAGGGAUCGUACAAGUGUUAUUGCACACCUGGAUUUACUGGAGUCCACUGCGAUUCCGAUGUGGACGAAUGCCUCAGCUUCCCUUGCCUCAACGGAGCCACGUGUCACAACAAGAUAAAUGCCUACGAGUGCGUUUGCCAACCAGGAUAUGAGGGCGAGAACUGCGAAGUGGACAUCGAUGAGUGCGGUAGUAAUCCCUGCUCGAACGGAUCCACCUGCAUCGACAGGAUCAACAACUUCACCUGCAACUGCAUUCCGGGAAUGACGGGUCGCAUCUGUGACAUCGACAUUGACGACUGUGUGGGGAAUCCCUGCUUGAAUGGAGGCCAGUGCAUCGACCAAUUGGGUGGUUUCCGUUGUGACUGCAGUGGCACCGGCUAUGAGGGCGAGAAUUGUGAGCUGAACAUAGACGAAUGCCUCUCGAAUCCGUGCACGAAUGGUGCCAAGUGCGUGGACAGGGUGAAGGACUACUUCUGCGAUUGUCACAACGGCUACAAGGGAAAGAACUGCGAGCAGGACAUCAACGAGUGCGAGAGUAAUCCCUGCCAAUACAAUGGCAACUGCCUAGAGCGUUCCAACAUGACGCUCUACCAAAUGAGUCGGAUCACCGACCUGCCCAAGGUGUUUAGCCAGCCCUUUUCCUUUGAGAAUGCCAGCGGAUACGAGUGCGUCUGUGUGCCCGGCAUCAUUGGCAAGAACUGCGAGAUCAACAUUAAUGAGUGCGACAGUAAUCCCUGCAGCAAGCACGGAAACUGCAAUGAUGGGAUCGGCACCUAUACUUGCGAAUGCGAACCUGGCUUCGAGGGCACCCACUGUGAGAUCAACAUAGAUGAGUGUGAUCGCUAUAAUCCCUGCCAGAGGGGCACUUGCUAUGACCAGAUAGACGACUACGACUGCGACUGUGAUGCGAACUAUGGAGGCAAAAACUGUUCCGUGCUUCUCAAAGGCUGUGACGAGAAUCCUUGCUUAAAUGGCGGCGCCUGCUUGCCGUAUCUGAUCAACGAGAUAACUCAUCUGUACAACUGCACCUGCGAGAACGGCUUCCAAGGCAAUAAAUGCGAAAAGACCACCACACUGUCAAUGGUGGCCACUAGUUUGAUUUCGGUGACCACGGAACGCGAGGAGGGCUACGACAUUAAUCUUCAGUUUAGGACCACUCUGCCCAACGGAGUUCUGGCCUUUGGAACCACCGGCGAAAAGAAUGAACCAGUUAGCUACAUUUUGGAGCUGAUUAAUGGACGACUUAAUCUACAUUCCUCGCUACUAAACAAGUGGGAGGGCGUGUUUAUCGGAUCGAAGCUGAACGAUAGCAACUGGCACAAGGUGUUUGUGGCCAUUAAUACUUCGCAUUUAGUCCUCUCGGCCAACGACGAGCAGGCCAUCUUUCCGGUUGGCUCCUAUGAAACGGCCAACAACAGCCAACCCUCAUUCCCGCGUACAUAUCUGGGCGGCACCAUUCCCAAUCUGAAGUCCUAUCUGCGCCACCUCACCCACCAACCGUCAGCUUUUGUGGGCUGCAUGCAAGACAUCAUGGUCAACGGUAAAUGGAUCUUCCCCGAUGAGCAGGAUGCGAAUGUCAGCUAUACCAAGCUGGAAAAUGUCCAAAGCGGUUGUCCUCGCACCGAGCAAUGUAAACCGAAUCCCUGCCAUUCAAACGGUGAAUGCACGGAUCUUUGGCACACCUUCGCUUGCCAUUGUCCCAGACCAUUCUUUGGACACACAUGUCAGCACAAUAUGACUGCGGCCACUUUUGGCCAUGAGAACACCACCCACUCGGCUGUGAUUGUGGAGACCACAGAUGUGGCUAGGCGAGCCAUUAGAUCCAUUCUAGACAUUUCCAUGUUUAUACGUACCCGCGAGCCAACCGGUCAGGUCUUUUACUUGGGCACCGAUCCACGCAAAGCGCCCACUAAAAAUAUUGGUGACUCAUAUGUGGCGGCCAAGUUACAUGGCGGAGAACUGCUGGUAAAGAUGCAGUUCAGCGGCACUCCGGAGGCCUACACCGUUGGUGGCCAGAAGUUGGACAACGGCUAUAACCACCUGAUCGAGGUGGUGCGCAAUCAAACGCUCGUGCAGGUGAAGCUCAAUGGCACCGAGUACUUCCGCAAGACGCUGUCCACGACGGGUCUGCUGGACGCACAGGUGCUUUACUUGGGCGGACCUGCACCCACACGCGAGUCACUUCUGGGAGCGACCACAGAGCCAGGAGUAAUUCCGGUUCCGGGAGCAGGAGUACCCAUUGAAGACACUACAGUGCCCAAGGAGGCGGACGACAGCAGAGACUACUUUAAGGGCAUAAUACAGGACGUGAAGGUCAGCAACGGCUCGCUUAACCUGAUUGUGGAGAUGUAUUCCCUGAAUGUGACAGACGUCCAAGUGAAUGCCAAGCCACUCGGCGCUGUAACCAUAGAUCGCGCAUCUGUGUUACCUGGUGAGGUGUCCGAUGAUCUGUGCCGAAAGAAUCCCUGCCUUCAUAAUGCCGAGUGCAGGAACACAUGGAACGACUACACUUGCAAGUGCCCCAAUGGCUACAAGGGCAAGAAUUGCCAGGAGAUCGAGUUCUGCCAACACGUUACAUGUCCGGGGCAGAGCUUGUGCCAAAAUCUGGACGAUGGCUAUGAGUGUGUUACCAACACUACUUUUACCGGUCAGGAACGCAGCCCCCUUGCCUUCUUCUAUUUCCAGGAGCCGCAAUCUGACGAUAUUGUCAGUGAAGCGGCUCCCAAGCAAACCCUUAAACCGGUGAUUGACAUUGCCUUCCGCACUCGUGCUGGAGGAACUCUCCUGUACAUCGACAAUGUGGACGGAUUCUUUGAAAUCGGAGUAAACGGGGGACGAGUGACCAUCACCUGGAAGCUCAGUGCGCUGCAUUUUGGCGAGUCUGCCCGCUUUGAGAAGGAGAACACUGAUGGAGAAUGGAGUCGCAUUUAUCUAAGGGCACACAACAGCAAAUUGGAGGGUGGAUGGAAGGGAUGGGAAUCGAUGGUGGACCCGACGCCAGCCUUUUCCACGGACAUCGACCAAGCGGCCUUCCAGUCCCUGAUCGCUACGAGUACCCAGGUAUACUUGGGCGGCAUGCCAGAGUCGCGACAAGCACGAGGAUCCACUCUGUCCGCCCAACAGGGCUCCCAAUUCAAGGGCUGUGUAGGAGAGGCAAGAGUGGGCGAUCUUCUACUGCCCUACUUCUCCAUGGCGGAACUGUAUUCGCGCACCAAUGUUUCGGUACAGCAAAAGGCCCAAUUCCGACUAAAUGCCACGCGACCUGAGGAGGGCUGCAUCCUGUGCUUCCAGUCGGACUGCAAAAAUGACGGCUUCUGUCAGUCUCCAUCGGAUGAGUACGCCUGCACCUGCCAGCCUGGAUUCGAGGGCGAUGAUUGCGGCACGGACAUCGACGAGUGUCUUAACACGGAAUGCAUGAACAACGGCACCUGCAUCAACCAGGUGGCAGCCUUCUACUGCCAGUGUCAGCCAGGAUUCGAGGGUCAGCACUGUGAGCAGAACAUCGACGAGUGUGCGGAACAGCCGUGCCACAACGGCGGCAACUGCACGGAUCUAAUCGCCUCGUAUGUGUGCGACUGCCCAGAGGACUAUAUGGGCCCACAGUGCGACGUGCUGAAGCAAAUGACCUGCGAGAACGAGCCAUGUCGGAACGGCUCAACCUGCCAGAAUGGAUUCAAUGCUGCUACUGGCAAUAACUUUACAUGCACUUGUGUACCCGGCUUCGAGGGUCCACUUUGCGACAUUCCCUUCUGUGAAAUAACGCCUUGCGACAACGGUGGUCUCUGUCUGACCACUGGAGCGGUACCGAUUUGCAAGUGCAGCCUGGGAUACACUGGUCGUCUGUGCGAGCAAGACAUUAACGAGUGCGAAUCGAAUCCAUGCCAGAACGGAGGUCAGUGCAAGGACCUCGUCGGCAGGUAUGAGUGCGACUGCCAGGGCACCGGGUUCGAGGGCAUUCGCUGUGAGAAUGACAUCGACGAGUGCAGCGUGGAGGGAGAUUACUGCGGCGGAUUGGGCCGGUGUUUCAACAAGCCCGGAUCCUUCCAGUGCAUCUGCCAGAAACCCUAUUGCGGAGCCUACUGCAACUUUACGGAUCCCUGCAACGCUACGGACCUCUGCUCCAACGGCGGUCGCUGCGUAGAGUCCUGUGGCGCCAAACCGGACUACUACUGCGAGUGUCCGGAAGGUUUUGCGGGCAAGAACUGCACAGCACCGAUUACGGCCAAGGAGGACGGACCCUCGACCACAGACAUUGCCAUCAUUGUAAUUCCCGUAGUGGUGGUGCUGCUGCUAAUCGCAGGAGCCCUUCUGGGCACCUUCCUGGUGAUGGCCAGGAACAAGCGGGCCACCAGGGGCACCUACAGCCCGAGCGCGCAAGAGUACUGCAACCCACGGCUGGAAAUGGACAACGUGCUGAAGCCACCGCCGGAAGAGCGACUUAUUUAGUUUUGAGUUUUGAGCAUGAACGACGAUUAGCAAAGCAAACAAAAGAUAUUUUUAAAUCCGCCCAUAUACACCUAGCUGUAGGAGUAACGCAAUGUUUUGUACUAAGUUGGCCCCUAGAUACGGUUUACAUCUUAAGGUGCUCAAAGCAAUAGCAGCAGCAGCAGCAGCAGCAGCCAGGCUUCCACCUCGACUCGUUCCGAUCCCCCUGCCUACGCUUUAGUUAGUUAAUAAUGCCGUUGUCUAUUUAUUCUAGUAGUUUAGAUGACAUACGUACCGCCCUAUAGUCGUUAUGUAGUUAUGUUCCGAUAGUUUAGAUUCAGUAUUCGAUUUCUCGUAUAUGUAAUCCUAAAGCUGCGAACAAAGUUGCGCUCUGACGUCGAUUUUCCCUUUGCAUUCCGCAAGGAAGCCCAUCAAAUGUAUUGUACGAGUAUUUUUGUAAAUAAGAUUGUUUGCCGACUCUUAAACUAAAUUAGCUGAGCUAAAAUCGAAAUUAAAAACCGAAAAUCCUAUAUGCCUAUAUAUACGCGAGUAUAUAUAUCAGUAAAUGUGGCCUUAUAACAAAAAAAGUUAGUAACGAAAAGCAAUGACAACUAUAAGAACAGAGAAAGUAUUGAUUAAGUAAAUCAAAUAAAAAACAUAUUUUGCUCUAGGAUGUCUAAGCGUAAACUUAAGAGACUGUACUAUAUAAUAAAUAUUAAAUAUUUCGAUUUUUUCCAA